UCAUUCGAGAAUGUUCUUCUCUGACUCUCCACGCAAUAUACGUGGACCCAUCCUUAAAAUCCCUCAUUCUGACCGAUCAACCUGCCUCAUUCCUCUCCCUCAAACUACAGACGCACACAGGAAACACAACAGACCAGGCCCUAACCACUACUUGCCCCAAAAGCUGACCCAUUAACUCUCCAGGCCCGACUGGUCCCGCCCACGCCUACGGCCUCCGGGGUUCUAAGUCCCCGCCCCCUCCGAGGAGUUUCCCAAAACCCAGCGCGGCAGGCCUCAGCCGCGCUAAGAUGGCGACUCCCAUGCAUCGCCUCAUAGCCCGGAGACAAGCUGAAGCAAAUAAACAACAUGUAAGAUGUCAGAAAUGCUUGGAAUUUGGGCAUUGGACUUAUGAAUGCACAGGAAAAAGAAAGUACCUACAUAGGCCUUCAAGAACAGCAGAACUAAAGAAAGCUUUAAAAGAAAAAGAAAACAGAUUAUUAUUACAGCAAAGCAUUGGAGAAACUAAUGUAGAAAGAAAGACCAAGAAAAAAAGGUCUAAGAGUGUAACUAGUUCCAGUAGCAAUAGCAGUGACAGUUCAGCCAGUGAUUCUUCGUCAGAGAGUGAAGAGACCUCUACCUCAUCCUCCUCAGAGGACAGUGACUCUGAUGAAAGCUCCUCCAGUUCAUCAUCUUCAGCCUCCUCCACAAGCUCUUCCUCGUCCUCCGAUUCAGACUCAGAUUCCAGCUCUUCCAGUAGCAGCAGCAGCAGCACAAAUAGUAGCUCUGAGGAUGAACCACCAAAGAAGAAGAAAAAGAAAUAGAAUUGUUCCAUCCAUGUUGGACUGAUGGACUAAAAACGUUAAUGCGAUUCUCAGAAGGGAAUUUAGAAUGUGUUAAGACCAAAUAGGUUAACUGAUCAAAACUUUUAGAGUUCAAAAGUUUCUAAAUGUUUUACAUUGUAGGAGCAUAAAGAGUAUUAAUAAUGGAUUAUAUAUAUAAAGACUUUUUUAUUUUAGGGGUGAAUCUUUUUUUUUUUAUCUUUAAAAUAUAUCUCUAAAAUUAAUCAAAGCUGAAAUCUAGUAAAUCUUUUUUUUUUUUUUUUUUUGGCGAUACGCAGGCCUCACUGCUGUGGCCUCUCCCGUUGCAGAGCACAGGCUCCGGACGCGCAGGCUCAGCGGCCAUGGC
Aethalodelphis obliquidens (Pacific white-sided dolphin) is the source of this 1164-nucleotide messenger RNA. It is a transcript of the gene ZCCHC10, whose product is annotated as zinc finger CCHC-type containing 10. The record is from RefSeq and is a predicted model, not a curated record. The coding region runs from base 288 to 800 and encodes 170 amino acids. NCBI's taxonomy places the organism in Eukaryota, Metazoa, Chordata, Mammalia, Artiodactyla, Delphinidae. Gene Ontology annotation, molecular function: zinc ion binding; nucleic acid binding. The transcript is spliced from 4 exons.